Messenger RNA from Dicentrarchus labrax (European seabass), 2129 nucleotides. RefSeq lists its product as uncharacterized. The transcript has 7 exons. Gene Ontology annotation, biological process: positive regulation of hippo signaling. Gene Ontology annotation, cellular component: plasma membrane; cell junction. The record is from RefSeq and is a predicted model, not a curated record. NCBI's taxonomy places the organism in Eukaryota, Metazoa, Chordata, Actinopteri, Moronidae. Bases 123 to 857 code for a protein of 244 amino acids.
CUCUCUCGUCCCUCCCUCGCUCUCCUGCACGGAGCUGCAGUAUAUGAGAGGGUCUCCUGGGUCUAGCUUCACUGCAGUGUAGAGAAGGGCAGGGCGGCUGUUUUAGUACGAUGCGCUGAAGGAUGGUGCACCAGGAGAAACGCGUUUACCAGGCCCAGAGGAAUGAGAGAGAGUCCAUCAGGCAGAAACUUGCCUUUGGCAGUUUCUAUGACGACGAGCCAGUCAUCUACACCAGCUGCAGCAAGAACGGCCCAUCUUCCCGACGGCAGAGUGGGGUGAACCUGCAAGUGUGUUUUGUCAAUGACAGCAGCAGUGACAAAGACAGCGAUGCAGAGGACAGCAGGACAGAGACCAGUUUGGACACACCACUGUCACCUAUGAGCAAGCAGAGCUCGUCAUUAUCGGACCGAGACACAGCGGAGGAAGACUCAGACCCGUUAGAUGACUGCGGCGGGUUCUGGCGGGUGCAGCGGAGGCUGCAGGAGGAGGCACGGGUGGCGUUGGCUCUGGCCCGACCCAUGGCCCGCAUGCAGGUGGAGGUGGAGAGACAAAUCCAACUGCACAGACGUUCACCUGUGGCUGACUUGCUCCCCCAUAUGCCCCACAUCAGCGAGGGUUUGAUGAAGAGAAAUCUGAGGCGGGGGGACAUGAGGGACAUGAGUUUGGGACAGCUGCAAGUCAUCACAAAUGACCUACACUCACAGAUUCAGAGUCUAAAUGAGGAGCUGGUGCAGUUGCUGCUGUUGAGGGACGAGCUGCAUGUGGAGCAGGAUGCCAUGCUGGUAGACAUAGAGGACCUGACCAGGCAUGCUCACACACAUCAGCGGCACCAGGCAGAGAAAGCGAUAUCUAAAUAAAACACCCCAUCUACACGUGUGUCCGUCUGCACGCCAUCUUUACCUCCCGCUCCAUGGACUGUCACCAGUGUUAACUAAUGAAACUUCAUCUGUGCUGACUGGAGAAAUGAAUACACCAUAUACUGUAAUAUUACCACACAGACACAUUCAUAAUGUAUUGCACCGCAGGACGCUGUUGAAGGACUGAGGACCCGACAUCUAAAAGAAUCUGAAUCGUCACUGCUUUCUGUAUGCACACUGUUGAGUUUGUGCAGGCUUUUCAUCAUGCCAUAUUUCCUAGAAUUAGGGGAAUCCUCUCAGUUUAAUUCCAUCCUUAGCCCUGAUUUGCCUCUUCAUGAUUUUGCACGGUACACUCAUGUAUGUUAAUGCUGGGUUGAAGAGAGCGCCUGCACGCCUUGUUUCUCCAUUGUCUCAGAAAGGAUGCUGACUUCUAGGGACCACGCUUGACUGAACUGAAGAUCAAUUUGUCUUUUUGCUUGUCUUUGUAAUAAUCAAGAGGACUGAUCAGUUCAUCUGUAGACAUCCCUUGUUCACCUGUUUACCAUAAGAGCACUGUGUCAUCAGAACUCACUAUUAAACAUCUACUAUCUGAGCUGUUGCAAUAUAAAAUGAUAAACACUGUACUGACUUGCAGCUUAGCUUCACAGUGGUGUUUAAAUGCUGCUGCAGCUUCACAGAGGUUCUCUUAAGGAUCAUUAAGACACAAAAUUGGAUGUAACUCGAAAGCUGCUACAGUUUCAACCUGCUUUAAAAGAUGAAUUUAGAGCUAUACUGGACAACGUUGUCAACUUUAUUCAGACAAAUUUUAAUUUUAAAUGCCUUCAUCUACUCAAUAGAAGAGACAAAAUGACAAAAUGUGGGUUAAAAUAAAAUUCUUGGUUAACAAUAGUGAUCGAAAAUGUGGAGGUAUGUUGAUAUGAACAGCCCCUAAAUAAAAAUAUGCAAAGUCACUUUUGUUAUACACAAUUUACUCAAGCUAAAAAGGGUAAACAUAAACAAAUAUAUGAACAGAUCACAGACAAAACAUAUCUAUUUUAUCUCAUGAAAAAAAAUUAUGGACAUACUGUAUGUAAAUGUUAAAAGAUACUUUAUUAAAAGGAUGAAGAACAUGCCUCAUCGUCUGGCUGUGUUUAAGUGUUGUCACUCACCUUUUUAAGAAUGUCAUUUAACACAAAGUUUCUUUUUCUAUUGUAUGCUUCAUUGAUAAAUGUACUGUAUGAUGAUUGUAAAAAAAAAAAGAGCAUAAACGCCAGUAAUAAAUGUUUCAAGUUA